UCCAGAGUGACAAGGCCCCACGGCUAGCUCUUGUCUACCGCCAGGAGCUAAUGGCAGGGGACAGAACCAAACACUGCGAGCUGGACCAAGAGAAAUAUGACGCUCAUGACAACGUGAAGAUCAUCUGCUUGGGGGACAGUGCAGUGGGCAAGUCCAAACUCAUGGAGAGGUUUCUCAUGGAUGGAUUUCAGCCCCAGCAGCUGUCCACAUACGCCCUGACUCUGUAUAAGCACACGGCCACAGUAGACGGCAAGACCAUCCUUGUGGAUUUCUGGGAUACAGCAGGCCAGGAGCGGUUCCAGAGCAUGCAUGCCUCCUACUACCACAAGGCUCACGCCUGCAUCAUGGUAUUUGAUGUCCAGAGGAAAAUUACCUAUAAGAACCUGGGUACCUGGUAUGCAGAACUUCGAGAGUUCAGGCCGGAGAUUCCAUGCAUCCUGGUGGCCAAUAAAAUUGAUGCAGACAUACAGAUGACUCAAAAGAACUUCAGUUUUGCUAAGAAGUUCUCCCUGCCCCUGUACUUUGUCUCAGCUGCCGAUGGUACCAAUGUUGUGAAGCUCUUCAAUGACGCAAUUCGAUUAGCUGUGGCUUACAAAGAAAGUUCCCAGGACUUCAUGGAUGAGGUUUUACAGGAGCUUGAGAACUUCAAGUUGGAGCAGAAAGAAGAGGGUGACCAAGAGCAGAGUGGAGUGACCAAGAGCCCAUCUCCUUAGUCAGACAGCCACACACGGCUGAGCUGGGGACUUAGGAGCCAUUGGGAGCACCCUACAUCUCUGGAGAAGCUUUCCGGGCCUCCCCUGCUCAACUUCCUGAAAACCCACUGUUGUGUGGUACAUGAGGAGGUCAACACUAGACAGGCGUGCUCUCCCACCAGCUUUCUGCAGCAGGAUGAGGGAUCCUUGGCCUCACAUCUCCCCACCCAACCAGCAGCCUGACAAUGCAGAGGCAGCAAACAUACCCAUAUGUCUUCUCAGUAGACAUUGAGAUGUUUGUUGUCUUUUGUCCCAAGCUGGCCUCAGGGACUGUCCCUUGCACUUCUGCCAAUAGAACGCUGGCUAGCCCCUAACUACUGUGUGUCCCUGCAAAAUCUGUGAUAUUUCCUUCAUUUCCCAACCAACUUUUUCAACAAUUUUUUGACAGACAAGUGUUAGUUCCAGAUUUUUUUUUUUUUAAGGUACUGACUGUUUCAGGAGCUUGCUCUUCGAUGUUGGGUUGAGAGCACAGGAGCAGGACUAUUGCAAUCAAGUGAGAGCGUAAGUCUAGCCAUAUCUGCUCAUGCACACACAUUACUGUUCCCCACCACAUGAACAAAAGUUUCUUUUAAAGCCUCCAUCUCAGGGUAGAAAGCUUUCCUCCACUUCCCGAGAGCAAGUUAAACACUGCAUCUUGUGUGGGUGGCAGGAAGCGGCAGGGAAGAGCAUCCCUACUUUCUGCAGCUUGCUAGUUUACUUUUAUGACUGUCUUGAGCAUCAUUUGCAUUGUCUCCAUUUUGUUUGUAUCAUUUCCUUUUUUACAAUAAAGAUUAAGU
Acomys russatus (golden spiny mouse) is the source of this 1528-nucleotide messenger RNA. It is a transcript of the gene Rabl2b, whose product is annotated as RAB, member of RAS oncogene family like 2B. The transcript has 8 exons. NCBI's taxonomy places the organism in Eukaryota, Metazoa, Chordata, Mammalia, Rodentia, Muridae. Gene Ontology annotation, molecular function: GTPase activity; GTP binding. The record is from RefSeq and is a predicted model, not a curated record. The coding region runs from base 51 to 713 and encodes 220 amino acids. Gene Ontology annotation, cellular component: Golgi apparatus; endosome.